AGUCAAAUUUUGACAUCUUUUGGAUUACAAAACAUUGAAACGACCCUUGAUUAUGACAUAUUUGCAUGCUAGAAGAGGAGAGAAGAGAAAUUCUGUUCCUGGUGAGGGAUAUUGGUUAGAUGCGGAAGUUCCUGUUUAGGAAUGGCAUCUCUAAGACUGUGGCGGAUGUUGAAGGACUGUAACAAGUCUAUAUCACACGAUAAGCUCAAGUUAUCGAUACGACAAGCUGCAAUAGCCUUCCGAGAUGAGUGGAUGCAAAGGCCGAUGGUUUCGGCGCCGUCGCCGGGCAUUUUGUGUCUCAAACUCGGGGUGGGUCCCGGGUAGACAGGCCGUCAGUAUGUACAUAUAAAUAUCGAUGAUAACGGCACCGGCCAGAUCUUUAUAAGUGUGUUAUGCGAUGGUUCUGCGAUUGUGCCAGAUAGGGUCCCGAUACUUUAGUCAGGCGUAUUCUUUCGGCCUCUGCAGACAUAGCUACCGUAGCAUCCUCUUGAUCAACUGUGUCAUCGCUAUGAGGUAUAUUCCUGUUUCGGCUUCCUUCAACCACAAGAUAGCCAACUUCCAGUAUCUCAAGAUCUUGCUUAACCUCUGCGUCACACCAUGCUUCAUAGACCCUUCUCGAACAGGGGCACACAAGACUCACAUGGCCGAGUCUCGACUAAUUCUUGGAACGGCUGCAAUGACGUUAUUGCUAACCGUUGAGCGCCAAGAGACAGGGGUUCACUCUGGCAGAGAAUGUGGGAUAGUGAACAGUCGUGAUUGGUGGUAA
This is a messenger RNA of Fusarium graminearum PH-1, 766 nucleotides long. RefSeq lists its product as uncharacterized. NCBI's taxonomy places the organism in Eukaryota, Fungi, Ascomycota, Sordariomycetes, Hypocreales, Nectriaceae. The transcript has 4 exons. The record is from RefSeq and is a predicted model, not a curated record. The coding region runs from base 398 to 766 and encodes 122 amino acids.